AUGGAAAUCGCUUUCAAACGGCAAGGCUUGUCAUUGGAAGUGAUAAAUCCAGAUGAAAUCCCGGAAGAUGCAACGUUUAUAGACUUAUCAAAUAACAAUUUCUUAUCAAUUCCACCAGAAACUUUUAUAUCAAAAACAAAAGUUUUCAAAUUCAGUAUUGCAAAUAAUAUUCUCACUGAUUUAUCGUUUUUAAGAUGUUUUGAAGCACUUGUAUCACUUGAUAUAAGCUCAAAUCAAUUAGAAAUCGAUGAAUUACUUCAAAUUCGUCAUAUUUACAUUAUAUUCCUAAAUGCGCAAAAGAAUUCAUUCGUAGACAAACUAAAAGAUAAUCCGUUAACACUUAUUAUUAUAUUAAAACGUGCAUGGAUCAUCAAUGGUACAUUUGUGACAGAUUAUGCCCGACAAAUUGCAAAACAGUACAAGAAAACUCUUGAAUUUGGUGAGUCAAUUCUAAAUGCUCGGCGAGAAAAGCUUUCUGAGCAUAAUACAGCUUCGACCACUCAAGCAGCGAAGCAUUUCCUUAUUGGAACGUCAUUUAAGUUUCAAGAACCAGGUAAAUUCAUAACUCCUAGUGGAAGAUACGUCAAAGAUUUAGCAAAUCGUCCACAAAUAGAAAAAUUAAAAUAUUUACAUCAAAAUUAUCCAAUAGAUGUACCUACUGGAACCUUCUCUGACUACUUUGCGAUAAUUUUAGGCAUUCUAUCCUAUCAAUGGAUGAAUGUUCCAAUAAGUACAAUUCCAAGACUUUUAUCUCGAGGAUUUUGGGGUACAAUAUCAUCAGAAAUCUCUGAUUUAGAGGAAUGGAGAUUGUGGGUAUUAUUGUACCACCUUUCCCAGCAAAUGUGCAAUGGUCUUGCCAUUGAAAAUGAACUUUGGCAAGCAUUGAAGGUUAUUAACUAUAUUAAGACAGGAGUUCAGCCAACAAUCGGAUCAAUACCACGUCUUAUUGUCGCCGCAUUCCUAUUUAGAGCAAUGGAUCCGUCAGAACUCCAAGAUUGCAAAGAUAUAAUUAUUUAUCAAAAUUUAAGGCAAAAAUGUAAUUUUACUUCACUUGAUGAGAGUCUUGAGACCAUUCAUAAAGAAAUAUUAGGUAAUUUGCCAGUUCCUGACAAACAUCCCGAAAAAGGUGAAACAAUUGCAGUUAUUCAUCCACUAACGAAGAAAUGGAUUAACUGCAAAGCAUCUUAUAUAUCUAAUGGCCGCAUUUUCGCUCAACUUCCAACAAUUAUUUUACAUUUACCGCUAAAUUGCUUAUUUUGGGACGGAAGAGGAGUAUGGCGUCAAAUGGAUACCGUUGAUAAAGGAAUUCGACCAAAAACUCCUACAGCUCGUCCAAAAUCUGCAAUUGUUCCAAGAUUAUCGGAACAAGCGAGGAAUGCUUUCAUAACUGCGAGCAAAACCGACCAAAAUGCAAUUGCUAGUACAAUUGCCAAUGACUUCCAUGUCCCAAUUUCGCUUGUUGACACAAGCCGAACAAGAAUUGCUCCAUCUGACUCUUCCAAAGAGAUAAAAAAAGUUGUUUUGCCUGUAUUUCAAACAAUGGCAAGACCAGAACCAGUUAAAACUACAGCUCCUCAGCCAAAAACGAUGCCUCGAGAUUUUCGAGGAAUUGUUGAUCCUUAUUGUCCGAAAACACCAAUUGUUCAUCGAAAAACACCUUCAAGACCAACGAACCAAGUCAUCCAGAACGUUGUAAAUGUUUGCCUUGGCCAUGAAUUGAGAAAUGGAACGCAUUUGCGAAAAUUCCACGCGAAAGUCUACAACGAACUGACCAAAAAGGUUAAAUAUGUCUGGAUUAAUGAAGAUGAAAUUAGUCCGGCUGAUGUUGAUAAUCUUUGCGCAUUAUAUCGCUCUCACAUCCAGAAAAAGAUGGAUGUUAUCCAUGAUAUUUUUUAA
Messenger RNA from Trichomonas vaginalis G3, 1896 nucleotides. RefSeq names its product outer arm dynein light chain 1 family. Bases 1 to 1896 code for a protein of 631 amino acids. Lineage: Eukaryota; Parabasalia; Trichomonadida; Trichomonadidae. The transcript has a single exon. The record is from RefSeq and is a predicted model, not a curated record.